AUGAAGUUCUUCACUGCUGCUGCCCUCCUCGUUGCCGGUGCCAGUGCCGCUGCCGUCCAGAGGCGAGAUGGUACCUGGAACGAAUGGUCCAGCACCUGCUAUCCCACCACUGAAUACGUGACCACCACUGAGUACGCCACGACAACUGAAUAUUCCACCGCCUGGUCCACCGCCUACUCGACCGUUUAUUCCACUGCCUAUUCCACCGUCUACUCGACUGCUUACUCGACUGCGUACUCCACGAUCUACAAACCAACCACCGUCACCGCCUACAGCACCGUCUACUCUACUGCUACCGUGACUGAGACCAAGCCCGUCUACAGCACCAUCACUGUCCCCACCACGGUAACGGCCUACAGCACCAUCUACAAGACAGAGGUCCAGACCGAGACCGAGACCGCGACAGUCACUUACACUCCGGUGCCGGAAUCCAUCUAUAUUACCGAGACCGUCACUGCUCCUUGCACCCAGACCUGGGGUGACUGGACCAGCAAGUGA
Cladophialophora bantiana CBS 173.52 is the source of this 498-nucleotide messenger RNA. RefSeq lists its product as uncharacterized. The coding region runs from base 1 to 498 and encodes 165 amino acids. The record is from RefSeq and is a predicted model, not a curated record. NCBI's taxonomy places the organism in Eukaryota, Fungi, Ascomycota, Eurotiomycetes, Chaetothyriales, Herpotrichiellaceae. The transcript is spliced from 3 exons.